UUUGUUUUAUAAUUAGUAAUGACUUAUUUUCGAUAAUGUGCACUGAUGUGAAUUUCUUUUUCUUUUUUCUAGAGUUGCUGCUGCUUUAUAUAAUAACACAAGCGUGCAUUACACAACCCACUUGAUCUGGAAAGAUAAUAACCAACAAUAAGACUCUUUUAAAUGUGACAUUUUCUCUUUCCUCAUAAUUGUCCUUCCUGAUAAACACUACUCAUUUGAACUCACUCCUAACCUUUAUCGUACAUGUAUUAUAAUAGAAAUCAUGUGAUAAACACAACCAAGAUUCCCCGAGUUUUCUUGCAAUCUGCAACCCUAUUGGCUAAAGCUUCUCAGAGGCCCUUCAGACUGUCUCGUGAUUGGUCGUCUGCUCCUCCAUUGACAUUCAUUGCUUCCUGCUCACGCGACGCAAAUCAAUAGUGGAAAAGUUUAAAGUUUAUUGUUCACCGACAUCUGGAACGCCGAUGCAGCUGACGUCACAGAGCUCAAAAUGAUACAUUGUAUCCGCUGCGCUCUGAUCGCGCUUCUGUUUAUGACACUGCUGCAUUCGGUCUGCGGCGACUUCCAGACUCUCGCGCAUCUCCGAGCCAAAGCGAGCGAUAAAAGUCAGUCGCGAGCCGUGCUGGAUCUGCUCCGGAGGCUGCUGGGGAACCGGGCGCGGGAGUUCAUCGUGUCGGUUAACAGGACUUUGUCUGCGGACGGGCUGGACGUGUGCGAGCUGCGCUCGGCGAAGAACAACAAGGUCGUGGCGGUGGGCAGCACGGGGGUCGCGGUGGCCACCGGAAUAUACAACUAUCUGAAGUACUUCUGCAACUGCCAUGUGUCCUGGGCUGGAGAUCAGCUCAAUCUGCCCAGACCUCUGCCUGCGCUCACCGGCGUCCUGCGCAUCAGCACACCGCACAGGUUCAGGUACUAUCAGAACGUGUGUACUGCCAGUUAUUCCUCUGUGUGGUGGGAUUGGCCAAGAUGGCAAAGGGAGAUCGAUUGGAUGGCGCUGAAUGGAAUCAAUCUUCCUCUAGCGUUCACUGGACAGGAGGUGCUUUGGCAAGAGGUUUACCUGUCUCUCGGUCUGAACCAGACUGAGUUGGACCGCUUCUUCUCAGGUCCAGCUUUUCUGGCGUGGAACCGAAUGGGAAACCUGUUUCAGUGGGGAGGACCACUUCCUCAGUCUUGGCAUGUCAAACAGCUCUACCUUCAGUUUAAAAUCUUGGACCGCAUGAGAUCUUUUGGGAUGAUACCUGUAUUGCCUGCAUUCUCAGGAAUUGUACCUGAAGGUAUCACCAGGUUGUUUCCCAAAGCGAACGUGACCAAGUUGAGCCCCUGGAGCCAUUUUAACUGUACCUACUCCUGCGCCUAUGUGCUGGACCCACGCGACCCGCUCUUCCAUCGAAUAGGAGCGCUCUUUCUGACCCAGGUCAUCGAGGAGUUCGGAACGGACCAUAUUUAUAACACAGACACGUUUAAUGAGAUGCCUCCAGCCUCCUCAGACCCCACAUACCUGGCCUCUAUCAGCCGUGCCAUCUUCAAUACCAUGACUUCAGUGGAUCCUCAAGCAAUUUGGCUGAUGCAGGGCUGGCUAUUUAUCAGUGACCCUUCGUUCUGGAAAGCGGAUCAGGUCAAGGCUUUGUUACACGGUGUCCCCCUGGGGCGCAUGAUUGUCCUGGAUCUAUUUGCUGAAUCUAUGCCUGUCUACUCUUCCACAAACUCCUUCUACGGCCAGCCGUUUAUCUGGUGCAUGCUGCACAACUUUGGAGGGAAUAGUGGUCUCUUUGGAACGGUGGACAGCAUUAACUCUGGUCCCUUCAAUGCUGUCCGCUUCCCAAAUUCAACCCUAGUGGGUUUGGGUAUGACUCCCGAAGGCAUCGAACAGAAUCCAGUCAUUUAUGAACUUAUGAGUGAGUUGGCCUGGCGCAAAGAUCCAGUCAACCUUUAUAAGUGGGUUUCGCUGUAUGCCUUGCGGCGUUAUGGUAGCAUGGAUGAAAAUCUGGCGUUGGCCUGGCAGCUCUUGUUUCGUAGCGUGUAUAACUGCACUCUUCCCAAAUACAAGAACCACAACCGGAGUCCGCUGGUCCAUCGGCCAUCCCUGCACAUGCAAACAGACAUUUGGUAUGAUCCAGCGGACUUCUACAGGGCAUGGAAGCUUCUGUUUGAGGCCGCUCCAGGGUUAGUGACUCUGGAAACCUUCCGGUACGAUCUUGUGGACGUGACGCGACAAGCGCUUCAGCUUCUUACAACAGAAUUCUACAAGGACAUCAAAAGCGCUUUCCAGACCCAAAAGCUUUCUGACCUCCUCACGGCUGGCGGAGUCCUCGUCUACGAUCUUUUACCAGAGUUGGACCGCAUCCUUUCCAGCAACGAGCACUUUCUGUUGGGGGCGUGGCUUCAGCAAGCUCAGUCUCAGGGCGUGGAUGAGCACGAGGCACACCUGUAUGACAUCAACGCACGGAAUCAGAUCACUCUUUGGGGACCCGAUGGGGAAAUCCUAGACUACGCCAGCAAAGAGUGGGCUGGUCUAGUGGAGGACUAUUACUUGCAGCGCUGGGGGCUGUUUGUUAACACCCUGGUGGAGUGUCUGGACAGAGGAAGACCCUUCAAACAGGACGUCUUCAACCAGGCCGUGUUCCAGGUUGAAAAAGGCUUCGUCUUCAAUCAGAGGAAAUACCCGACUAAGCCACUAGGGGACACAUAUGACAUUGCGCGACGGAUCUUCCUUAAAUAUUACCCAUAUGCACUGAAAAAGACAGAAACGAAGAAGACUUCAUGAGAUUGAGUACGAAACUAUUAAUCAAUAGCAGAUUGUUGGCAUUGUUAAAAACCAGCUAUUUAUCUUAUCAACUUCCUAUGACCUAUUGAUUAAAGACUUUUAAGUAGAAAUGUCUGAUUUGUUUAUAUAUACACUACCUGACAAAAAGUCUUGUCGUCUAUCCCAGUUGUAAGAGCAGCAAGUAAUAACUUGACUUCUGGUUGAUCCUUUGGAAAAGUGGCAGAAGGUCGAU
Danio rerio (zebrafish) is the source of this 2993-nucleotide messenger RNA. The record is from RefSeq and is a predicted model, not a curated record. NCBI's taxonomy places the organism in Eukaryota, Metazoa, Chordata, Actinopteri, Cypriniformes, Danionidae.